Molecule: messenger RNA, 883 nt
Organism: Triticum dicoccoides
Lineage: Eukaryota; Viridiplantae; Streptophyta; Magnoliopsida; Poales; Poaceae
Exons: 1
Coding region: 240-599 (119 amino acids)
Source: RefSeq, a predicted model, not a curated record
AUUGCUCCUUGUGCAUGCAUAUCGUUUAUAUCUAAUUAAGGAAAAUAGCUAUGCGGAAACUAUGGUCAGUCACAUACGAGGACAAUCACGUGCAAAUAAUAGAGAACCACAUAUAUAUAUAGGGGCGGCAUCACCGGCUUCCGCGCAAAAAUACCACCAAGCAUGCAUGCACUCCAUUGAUACAACACCUCACAAACCUCACAACAGCACCGAGAAAAAUUGCGAGAUUUGAGACCGAGAUGGCCUCCUUUUCCUCCGCCUCUGUGCUCGCUCUGACGAUCAUGGCGGUGCUCGUCGCCGGUGCCCGGUGCAGCACCUCGGGCAAGGUUGGCUUCGCACUCACGAAGGGUUCCAGCCCCACCAAUCUCAUCGUGGCCGCCAAGUCUUUUGGCGGCACUACCGACGACUUCUCCAAGAUGCAGGUCAAGGGGCAGGGCUCGGACAAGUGGAUUGACAUGAGCAAUGCGGGGAGCUCCGGCAAGGGGAACUCCGUCUGGAAGGCCGUAUCCUCUACCGCACUCAAGGCCCCUCUCGCCAUCCGUUACCAUACAAAGCAGGGCACGACUGUUGUGAAUGACGACGCCAUCCAUUCAUUUUAGAAGAUCCGUACAUCCAUGCAUGCUGCGGAACCUAAGGGCACUCUAUGCUCAUUAUUUUGUUACGUUUCAUAAUUUUGACCUACAUGCCAAUAUGAUGAUCAUCUUCCCGGGGAAAGGAAAGGUGUAGCAGAAAAAAUAAUCCAUUUUUAGAAUGGCCUAGUUUCAUGGCAUGUCUUCCGUGACCUGUGAAUGUACACUGAAAAACAGGCUCCUCUGUACGACUAUAAGAUUUAGGAACUAAUAUCACAUGCCUAUGCUAGAGACUGUAUUUUGGAGAUACUUUU